This is a messenger RNA of Cornus florida, 4134 nucleotides long. RefSeq names its product probable receptor-like protein kinase At2g21480. Gene Ontology annotation, cellular component: plasma membrane; plasmodesma. The coding region runs from base 1315 to 3876 and encodes 853 amino acids. The record is from RefSeq and is a predicted model, not a curated record. NCBI's taxonomy places the organism in Eukaryota, Viridiplantae, Streptophyta, Magnoliopsida, Cornales, Cornaceae. Gene Ontology annotation, molecular function: ATP binding; transmembrane receptor protein tyrosine kinase activity. The transcript has a single exon. Gene Ontology annotation, biological process: protein autophosphorylation.
UUUCAACGAUAAGACGUUGGAGAUGGAUCAAUUGUUGGAGUGCAUUUAUUAAAUUGUGGCUGAGAUAAUGCUAUUUGAGUUGUGUUGCGCGCGCGCGCACAUAUAUAUAUAAGGAUGGUGGUCUCGGGACUCUUAGAACACUCCAUAAUUAACCAUAGGAAAGUCUUUACCAUUAGACUAUUCCCUUGAAGUUAAAUUAUAUUGGACUUUUAUGAGUUAUCAUUUCCUACUUAAUUUUUUUUUACCCGGUACUUAAUUUAUCGAUAGCUCUAUUAAAAUUUUGGCUUCAAAUUUAUAGGUAGACGAGGCAAACUGUUCUCCCCAAAACCUAAUUCAGCUUAUAGCUGCCUUUACGUUUGAAAGUUCAGAUCUUACUUCUUAUUAAGGUGAAUUACUAUCAACCUUUCUUUAGUUAUAGCAUUGUUCCCUAAUAAUUCAAAAAUUACACUUGUUACACUUUUUGUUCAACUGCAUCAAAAGAGAGUUCGAUUUAACAUUUUUACCACUCAAUUACUUUAUAUGAAAAGUAGCAUUAAAAGUGAAAAGAGGAGCAAAUUUGGUAUUUUGUAAUCUAAAUUUAUGCUGCGUUUGGAAAUUGGAACUACGGAAUCAACUGUUGAAAUUGGAAUUGAAAAAAAAUUAAUUCUAACUUUAUACUUUUUUUGUUAUGAUGACCACAUGAGACAAGGUUAAUCAUUUUCAGUUCACACUUUUAAUAGCAAAUCUAGCUCUCUCUAAAUUUUUUCUUUUUCCUUACAAAAACAAGGGAGCAAUUUCAACCACUUAUUUGGAAGAAAAAUUAAAUUGUUUGGUAACAUAGAAUAUUGUGGUUUACAAAGUAAUUUCAAAAGAGACCUUCCGAAAAAAGAGAAGAAAAAAAGAAAGUAAUUUCAAGAGAGAGAGAAAAGAUGGUGUUUGACCAUGUCCAAUGUGUAAAGGGUUGGUUGGUUUCUUUUCUUAUGUUUCUAGUUACUAAAAAUAGGCGCCAAAACCUGUUAACGACAAAAGGUUCCUUGGCAUUGUGAGAGUUUUGGCCACCCAACGGCUCUCACAUUAUUCCUCUUCUCCACUGAUAAUUUUUUAUUUUAUUUUUUUAAAAAGAAAAAAAAUAGAGCUAAAAAGUUAAGAAAAAACCAAAUUAUAAUCAGCAACACAUCCCAUUUCAAAUCCUUGAAUUCCUCUAGUCUUUCUUGAUUCAUUCUCCUCACCCAGGAGGGCUGGAUAUGGAGAAAAAACCAAACUAGAGGACCCCCCAAAUCUCAAUCUUUUGUAUUGUCUACAGUCCUCAUUAUCUAUAUCUCCAUAUAUCUAUCAAUGACAAUCCUCCUGGUUCUUUCCUACGCCUUUCUUGUCGCCACCACCUCGGCCGCCCCCACCCCUCCCUCCUCCUCCUCCUCCUCCUCCUCCUCCGGUACCUUCAAACCACAAGACAACUACCAAAUCGACUGCGGCGCCACCUCUCAAACCACCCUUCCCGACGGGAGGGUUUUUACAUCCGACCAAGAUUCUAGCAAAUACUUCAACUCAAAGGGACGUGAUAUCCUAGUGUCCGAUGAAUCAGCCGACGUUCCUCUUCCCAUUUAUAAGAGUGCCAAGGUUUUCGACACCGAUGCCACUUACACAUUCCACAUGACUCGCCCGGGUUGGCAUUGGAUUCGCCUCCAUUUCUAUCCGGUCAAGAAUAAUCAGCACAAUCUCCAGAGUUCAAAGUUCACCGUCACCACGGACACUUUAGUCCUCCUCCACGAGUUCAAUGCCGGUGAUGCCGCCAAGUGGACCGUUAAGGAAUACCUUGUUAAUGUCACAACGGAGCGGUUCUCAAUCAAAUUCGUCCCCAUGAAAAGCUCCACCGCCUUUGUCAAUGCCAUUGAGAUGGUUUCCGCCCCUGACCUCCUCAUCUCCGACCUCGGCUCCACCCUCUCCCCAGUGGCCCAAAUCACUGGCCUGUCCAUUAAUUCUUACCACACUCUAUACCGCCUCAAUGUGGGUGGACAGGACGUCACCUCGGCCAAUGACACCCUCGGACGAACAUGGACGUCUGAUGAGCCUUACCUAAAGGACAAGGCUCUAUCUAGCACUGUCUCUGUUGCUCCUAAAAUCAUUGAAUAUCCACAAGGAGAGUCACCUUUGAUAGCACCUCCUUCGGUGUAUGCAUCGGCUGCACAGAUGGGCGAUGCAAGCACCACGAGGCCUAAUUUCAAUGUGACAUGGAACCUACACGUUGAUACCUCAUUUGGGUACCUUGUUCGUCUCCAUUUUUGUGAUAUAGUUAGCAAAUCUCUCAAUGACCUCUACUUCAAUGUGUACAUUAAUGGGAUGAUGGCAAUUUCUGCGCUCGACUUGUCAUCCCUCACUGGAGGCUUGGCAAUGCCUUACUAUAAAGACGUCGUUGUGAAUGGUUCUGUGAUAUCUAGUACACUUACUGUUCAGAUUGGUCCGUCGAAUCAAGACACCGGAUCAAAAAACGCCAUCAUUAACGGGCUUGAAGUGUUCAGGAUGAACAACUCGGUUAAUAGUCUAGAUGGAGAGUUUGGCAUUGAUGGCAAGAAAGCUCCUGGUGCCUCGCAAGGCACAGUGGCUGCAGUCGGUUUUGCAAUGAUGUUUGGAGCCUUUGUGGGUUUGGGCGCAAUGGCGUUUAAGUGGAAGAAGAGGCCUGUUGAUUGGCAGAAGAGGAGUGAUUUCUCGUCAUGGUUGCUUCCAAUUCAUGCCGGAGACUCGAGCUUUAUGACAAGCAAGAAUUUGGGGUCUCGAAAGAGUGCAUUCUUUUCGUCCACAAACGGACUAGGACGAUAUUUUUCUUUCUCGGAGUUGCAAGAAGCAACUAAGAAUUGGGAUCCAAAUGCAGUGAUUGGUGUUGGUGGUUUUGGCAAUGUGUAUCUUGGCGAAAUUGAUGACGGGACUCAAGUUGCUGUUAAGCGAGGCAACCCACAAUCCGAACAAGGCAUGAAUGAGUUCCAGACAGAGAUUCAGAUGUUGUCAAAGCUCAGACAUCGCCAUUUGGUGUCAUUGAUAGGCUACUGUGAUGAGAACACAGAGAUGAUAUUGGUUUAUGAGUACAUGUCUUAUGGACCUCUAAGGGACCAUCUUUAUGGGACGGACUUGCCGGCUCUGUCAUGGAAGCAGAGGCUAGAGAUAUGCAUUGGGGCAGCUCGCGGCCUUCACUACCUCCACACAGGCUCAGCACACGGAAUCAUCCACCGUGAUGUCAAGAGCACAAACAUUUUGCUGGACGACAACUUCAUCGCGAAAAUGGCUGACUUUGGGCUGUCCAAAGAUGCACCCACUGGCACGGGGCAAACUCAUGUGAGUACUGCGGUGAAGGGAAGCUUCGGGUACCUUGACCCCGAAUACUUUAGGAAGCAGCAGCUGACUGACAAGUCGGAUGUGUACUCAUUUGGGGUCGUACUGCUAGAGGUGUUGUGUGCACGACCUGCCAUCAACCCGGCACUACCAAGGGAGCAAGUGAACUUGGCUGAGUGGGUAAUGCAAUGUAAGCGAAAAAGUCUGCUCAACAAGAUCAUUGAUCCCCGACUUGUUGGUGCCAUUAACCCUGAAUCCAUGAAGAAGUUUACGGAGGCUGCAGAGAAGUGCUUGGCUGACUAUGGUGUCGACAGGCCUUCUAUGGGUGACGUGCUGUGGAACUUGGAGCAUGCUUUGCAGCUGCAAGAGGCUUCCCCAGAGAAGUCAGAGGACGAGAACAGAGCAUCUGCAGCCUCUGCCUCUCCAAUUAUGGUUGCUCCUACGGCUACUUCAACAUCCGAUAACCGGCCCAAUUCCUCCCCUGGAGAGAGCAAUAAGCCGGAAGAAGUUAAGGGCGUUGAUGAGCAUUCGGGGACUGUAACAUUCUCCCAGUUCACUUCUCUAAGUGGUAGAUAAACAGAAGCUCAAUUGACAAUUGAGUAUUCAAAGUUUGUAUAUAUUAGUACAUACAAUAUAUAUCACAUGAAGGUUUUCAAGGGGGAUGGUGGAUUUGCCCUUUCUGCUCCAUGAAUUAGUGUGAGGUAGGUAGCAGUUAGGCAUUUCUUGAUUGUAACACAUUUCCUACACAAAGUUAAGUAGCUAUCAUGUUUUACACAAUAUAUUGUACACUACUAUAUUAUCACAUAAUUUUUCCUUCUAUGUGUUUCUGUAUCC